Molecule: messenger RNA, 1617 nt
Organism: Chelonus insularis
Lineage: Eukaryota; Metazoa; Arthropoda; Insecta; Hymenoptera; Braconidae
Product: A disintegrin and metalloproteinase with thrombospondin motifs 18-like
Exons: 10
Coding region: 1-1617 (538 amino acids)
Biological process (GO): proteolysis
Molecular function (GO): metalloendopeptidase activity
Source: RefSeq, a predicted model, not a curated record
AUGCAAGGACUAAAUUUGAGAAAAAUAGCUUUGGGGCUAUUAGUGGUAGGACUUCUGGACUUGGCAAUUUCACAGCCGGUCAACGAAGACUUCACUCCAUCUGCUUUUGACUUUAUGAUUGGAACAAAAGAAGAGUAUGAAGUAGUGCCAAUUCAUAAAUCGAACAUCCAGAAAAGAAGUAUCGAUGGACGAUUUCAUCUAGAGCUUAAAGCUUUUGGAGAACACAUCAAGAUAUGGCUCGAACCCAAUGUUGGAAUUUUAGCGACUGCUGAAACACCAAUAUUUAAGAUUGAUCAAGCAGGUAGAAUUCAAGAAUUGGAUGGUUUAAUGAACCAAAUAGCUGGAUAUUUAUAUUAUAAUGAAAAAGAGGCGGCUACAAUGUUUAUUAAGGAGACUCCAGAAGGAAUAUACAAAUUGGAUGGAGUAAUUGGUGGAAGAGGCUACUCUAUUCAUUCAAUACCAGAUCCAUCAUAUAAUACGAACCAGUUAUGGUAUCAAACUGAAAGAUUCAAGAGAUUUAUUGAAAAUACACCAGAACAUGAACGUGGAAAUUACACCUACCACAUUGUUUCUAAACUCCCACAAGUACCUGAUCAUUUAAAGACUCUGAAAGCUCCAACUUUAAACUUUUCGAGAUCCAAAAGGGCUCUUGCUCCUGAAGUAAUCUAUCCUGAAAUUAUGGUUGUUGUGGAUUAUUCACUUUUCCAAAAGUUUAAACUUAAUCAUUACGAUGUGGUAAAAUAUCUUCUGCCAUUUUGGAAUAGCGUUGACUUUAAAUAUCGAAGCUUGGAAAAUCCCCAGUACAGACUAAAUAUUGCUGGAAUUAUGAUUGCUGAGACACCAACAUCUCUUUCAUUUAUGCAACAUAAACUUCGGUACUAUCCAUACGAUUUACUUAUUGAGGAUGCCUUACUAGACUCUGCGGACUUCGUAUUAAAUAUAGAGAAAAUGUUCAAAGAAACUCAUAGUUUUGAUGCUGUAGUAACGAUAACUUCACAUAAAGUUUGUGCAAUGAAGGAUGGACAAUGUAAAAGAGGAACCAUUGGUCUAGCAUACGUAUCAGGAGCUUGUAAUUUACCAGAAAUGGGAUGGUAUCAAGGAAAAAGAGUACCCACAAAUGCAUUCAAAUCUUCUAUAGUUUAUGACAACGCUGGUUAUGAUGGCGUCAACGUAGCUGCUCAUGAGCUUGGACACUUGUUUGGUGCUGAGCAUGAUGGUGAACAUCAUGAAGCAUGUCCUCUUAAAACCGGUCAUCUCAUGGCUCCAACUGUUUCUUUUACUGCUAAUUCAUCAGACUGGUCUCUCUGUGCAGUACAUGAUAUGGAAAAGUUCCUUAAUUCUCAAUCGUCUAAAUGUCUCUUCAAUGAACCUCAAUCAGGAACCAAGUUAGCCAGGUUUUUGCCUGGAAGAAUGAUGGAUGCUGAUGCUCAAUGCAGAUCUUAUGGAAAUAAAAAGGUCUAUCAAUCUAAUGAAAAUAUAUGUGUAAAUCUUAAAUGUUUGGAUGAUCAAGAAAGAUUCAUUUAUACACAUCCAGGAGCAGCUGAUGGAACUAUUUGUGGAGAUAACAAAAUAUGUAUUCAAAGACAAUGCAUUGAUCUUUCUAAAAUCACUUAUUAA